Molecule: messenger RNA, 639 nt
Organism: Diaporthe citri
Lineage: Eukaryota; Fungi; Ascomycota; Sordariomycetes; Diaporthales; Diaporthaceae
Exons: 3
Coding region: 1-639 (212 amino acids)
Source: RefSeq, a predicted model, not a curated record
AUGAAGUUCUCCCUCGCAGCAACAACACUUUGCGCCCUCAGCAGCGCCUCGGCCGCAGCUGUGCCAGUGAUCGAUCCCCGCGCUCCAACCGUUGUGGGCACCAUUGAUGCCUCGGUCAAUACUGUGAAGAACACUCUGCCGACUUAUCUGUCCACCAUCGAGUCAAGCGUCGCUACGAUCGCGGGCGAGGCCAAUGUUUAUACCGCAAUUGCCCAAGCUGCCAUUGCUGCUAUUCAGGGUAGCGCAGCUAACAUCACUGCGACCCUCAACGCUGCUGCUGGAAACAUCCUUCGUGCGACCCUCACCGCAACCGGAGAAAUCAACACCAGGGCUGCGAUCCUCAUCCAAAGCGAGGUCGACCUUCUGGCUCAGGACCUGCAGGCCAUCGGCGUCAUCCUCCAGAAUAUCAAUGCCACAGUCACCAUCGUGCACGCGGACCUCGACGCGGCUGCCAAUCAGCUUGUACAAAAUGAGAUUGCGGCGGUCGCAUCGGCCAUUCAACCCUUCGUCGGCCCAGUGACAGCAUUCGCCAACGCGGCUGCCACACUCAGUAUUGGGGCUCAGGUGUCUGGACUUCGUGGCGCGAUCACCGGGGUUCUUACCAUUCUGGCUCGUCUCAUUGCUUCCAUUGGCAUUUGA